Necator americanus (New World hookworm) is the source of this 4047-nucleotide messenger RNA. RefSeq lists its product as uncharacterized. Bases 1 to 4047 code for a protein of 1348 amino acids. Gene Ontology annotation, molecular function: ATP-dependent diacylglycerol kinase activity. Gene Ontology annotation, biological process: lipid phosphorylation; intracellular signal transduction; diacylglycerol metabolic process. NCBI's taxonomy places the organism in Eukaryota, Metazoa, Nematoda, Chromadorea, Rhabditida, Ancylostomatidae. The transcript has 27 exons. The record is from RefSeq and is a predicted model, not a curated record.
AUGAUGUUGACUCUACGAAAGGACAGCAACGACGUCUUUCACGUGCGCCACCAGGUACCGUCGACGAAGCGCACGCAAUCCGACAAGGAACGCAAGAAGAAGGAGAAGCAUGGGCGUCGUGAGCGGUCGCAAGAGACUGAGGAACGGCGGAAACGCACUGGUAGGAAGCUGAGCGAGGCACUGUGGAGCCCGAAACAGAUGUUGCUGAGGCGAAAAAAGCCGCUCGGCCCGAGUUUGUCCUGGGAACCUGAGCGUUUGGACGCUGUUGGCUCAACCGAAGCGAGAAGUCGAAUCCAUUCGGACGGCUCCGAUGGCAGCGAAAACGAACGCUUGAAGCAUGGAGACUGCAUCGAAGAACCGCGGUUCGAGCUGGAGUUACUGUGCGGGCACUGCGCUCUCGUAGCUGCACACCGUCGUGAACUGCUGAAGACAGAAAUCGAAAGCGCUGUGAAGCUGCUCGCGCGUCGCCUGGGAUCCGGAAGAACAUGGCAGGGAACCACCAAGGUCCCACUACAGGGCAUGCCAAACAUCGUUGUUUCCUCCAUUUCUUCGGACGAAGACGAACUGACACCGGAGCGGAACACCAGCAGCGAGAGGGGAUCGUCGCUGCAAACAUCCGAGACAAGUUCACCGUGCAGCUCUGCUUCAGCGUCACCGCAAGUACAACGAUGCGACAACGACAUCAUUUUGGUGGACUCCCAGUCGUCACAAGAUCAAUCACCUCCACGACUUUUAAUGCCGCCAGCACUCCUCUCACCAUAUCCGGACUCUGCGUCACCUCCUCGCUCGAACUCAGUUGAUCUCUCAACGCUACGAAGAGACAUUGAACUGCUGUCAAUUUCAUCUGGCGACAGCGCUACUGAAUCUGAAUUCGAACCUCCUACUCCAGCCGAGAGUGUGAGAACUACGCGGUCGAAGAGUCAUGACCCGGCAUGUCCUGGCUCGGUGCUCAGGAGACCAAGCAGAAUCGAAUAUCUUUCGGAGUUGUUCAGGAAAGCUCUCGCCAAAUCUCCUGUGGUAAGAAGAACAGCCGUGGAGCAGGAAUCGAGGACAGUGAACAAACAUAGGACAAGUCGUUACUGGCUUGACGAACAGAUUCAUCCUUCCGAACAUAUUUGGCUGCCAUCAUCUGGUCCAGGCUCGUCAACUUCGGUAGAUUCCGAAUGCUACGUCGGCGAGAAGGAUUGCCGUAAAGUGGGCGAGAAAAGACGCUGCGCAGCCUGCCACGUGGUCGCUCACACAUCCUGCUUUCCACUGCUAUCCAAGUUAAACCUCAACUGUAAGAUGACAUUCUAUGAUCAUACUCUCAAGAAACAAUCACAAAAAGAGGCGAACGACAGUCUCAGCAUGCACCAUUGGGUUCACAAGUGGCGACAUGAAGGGCGAUGCACCAAGUGCGGGAAAUCCUUCCAACAGAAAAUGUUCAAUUUUCAACAGAAGGAAAAAAAGGAAACUAUGGCUGUGGCAUGUUCGUGGUGCAAAGAUUCAUACCAUUUGAAAAAUUGUUUCACCAAAGAAAAACUAGAGGAAAGGUGCGACCGCGGUCAGCUUCGUGAGAUGGUCGUGCCGCCGAACUGGAUUCUUCGCCUUCCCACCCGCCAUCGGAACAAGCACAAACAGAACACGAAUCGGCAAAGUAAAAGGCCUACUCGUCAGUUCAUCGUCAAACCAAAUGAUUGGUCCGCUGGUCCUUCGCAACCACUUCUAGUGUUCGUCAAUCCUAAGUCCGGUGGUAAUAAGGGUUCAAAAGCUCUUCAUACACUGUGCUGGUUGCUGAAUCCCCGUCAAGUUUUCGACAUUACCAGCCUAAAAGGCCCAAAGUUUGGACUGGAAGUGUACCGAAAAAUCAUUACACAGUUGCGACUUCUUGUUUGUGGCGGUGACGGCACAGUUGGAUGGGUUUUGCAGACGCUCGACAACCUGAACUGGCCAACCUAUCCUCCAAUGGCGAUAAUGCCUUUGGGGACCGGGAACGAUCUCGCCAGAUGCAUGGGAUGGGGUGGAGUGUUCUCGGAUGAACCGAUGAGCCAGCUCUUGCAGGCUGUUCUUCGUGAGACAACUGUCACACAUCUUGAUCGGUGGAACGUCGACGUCGAACCAAACGAGUCCUCUCCACUGGACUCAACGGAUGAGUUAAGUGAUGCGGUGCAAUCCUCGCUUCCACUUACUGUCAUGAACAACUACUUCUCCAUAGGCGCGGAUGCUCACGUUGCUCUGCAGUUCCACCACAGUAGAAGUGCCAAUCCUCAGAUGCUUAAUAGCCGCUUGAAAAAUCGCAUCGCGUAUGGCGGCUUAGGGACGAUUGAUCUGUUUAAGAGGAGUUGGAAAGAUCUGUCCGAAUACAUAUAUCUAGAGUGCGACGGAGUAGAUCUGACGCCGCGCAUAAAGGAACUCAAACUGCACUGUAUUUUAUUUCAAAACAUCACUUAUUACGCCGGUGGUACCAUCCCAUGGGGUAACGAUUCAAUUGGUGACUUCGUUAAGCCAAGCUGCUGCGAUGGAUUGCUGGAAGUGCUGGGAUUCACCACUGCUACACUGGCAGCCCUACAAAUGGGCGGGAAAGGAGAGCGACUUGCUCAGUGUAGCACCGUGAAGGUGAUCACACUUAAGCCAAUUCCAAUGCAGGUUGACGGCGAACCAUGCCUUCUUGCCCCGUCGCAUAUACGCUUGAAUUUUCACAGUAAGGUACCCAUGCUGCGAAGGGAGAAGAAAACGAAUUGCACUCCUAAUCUGAUGCGAAGGAAUACGAGGAACUACCACAAGGACUCGCAGGCGAGUGUGCAGUCAACUUCACUAAUAAUGCAACUGCCUGUAAUCGUUGUGGGACGCCACGAUUACGACACAUACAAGGAUGCAUUCGAGAGACUGAAGGACACCGCAUUCGAGAUUGGUGUCAUCAACAUGGACUCGGAAAGCGAUCUUAGUACCGCUCGGGAAGUCGUUCAGAAGCUCCUCCUAGACCAUCCCUGCCUGCCCUACGAUAGUGGCCGAGAGUGGCGGUUCCUCGAUUAUGUUACGAACGCUGAAGAGGGAACGUUUCGAGUUUCUCGAGCCCAAGAACAUGUCAACUCCAUCUCCGAUAUUUGCAAUCCCGACGACUGUCUUCUGAUCCUUGAUGACGCUUUCCCAUCGAUUACAAACAGAUCAGCCGGCAUGGAUGCCAAUCUUAUGUACGCCCCUCCUGCUGCAGUGCAGCAGCCGCAACGCACGUUGAUGCAGCGGCGAAUCAGUGAAACACUUCGGAUUGUACUGAGCAGCGACGCGCAAGAGACGCAUUUGUUAUGCUGUGCUGGUGAUCGUUGCUCGAAGUUUAUCGACCUAUGGAUGACCUACGACGGUGAUGCUGAAGCGAUCGGGAGAGGUGGUAGUCGCUCGGGGCCAGGCCCUGGCUGUACAGUGGGUGCGGUAGAACUUCCCACCCAAGCUCCAGAAUUUUCUGGAAAGUCGUCUUCGCGAUGUGAGGGCUGCGUUAUCGUGCAGCAGGCGAACGUUGUCGAGCUUCGGGUGCUUCUUGCGGAUCUUGUCGGCCAGUCUUUGCAGUUGAGCGCAGUAGAAAUCGGCAGUAACUGUCGUGUUGUCCGGCAGCAGUUCGAAACGAUAGACUCCAUGAACUCCCCAUCAGAUGCUCAGCAUGACCUUCUUCUCAUGGAUUUCACCUUUCACGAAAGGAUCCGGCAUUUCAUAGCCAGCGCACCACGCACGUUUGUGGGUGUGGUUGACGUAGAGGACCCAUUUUUCAUCUCCAGUGACAAUGGUGUCCAGCCAGUCGAAUCUGCGGCUUCUGGAGAGCAGCUGAAUACACAUGUCCAGGCGUCUUCGGCGGUUGUCGUCGCUCAAUGCAUGUGGGAGCCACUGACGAGCUUUUUCACCAUUCCGAGAGAUCGCAGUCCAUUGCUCACGGUGGGCAGCGAUCAGCGAAGACUGGCAGCAAAACACCGCACACCUUCAUAUAAAUGCUGCUCCGUCAGAUUUUUCACUCCGUCGAACUAUAUUUCAGCCGGUCGACCAGAGCGAGGCUCAUCUUCGAGUUUCUUGUUUCCGGCUUAG